AGUGUUCAUUGCGCGCGAGUCCAUGUCCUUAAAUCUGGUCUGGUGAGCGAAGGCUCGCUGGGAAGUAGAGUCUCGUCACUGCAUCUCCCAUUUCCCACAGGUUUCUUGAAUCGCGAGAUUUACAUAGGCGGGUUGGUGUGUGGCAGCAUUACUCUGCCAGACGAACUGAACAAUACUGAUAUGAAAUCUGCGUAAAGUAGCCUUUUGACUUUCUGGAGGCAUGUCCAAGAAAAGGGGCAGAAAGCGGAGUAGCGGGGAGCUGAGUGACACAUUGACCCCAGAUCCCAACAGCAUUCUGGGAGUCCGCAUUCAGCAUAACUGGCGCGAGAAGGGGAACCAGAGCAAAUGGAAGGGAACAGUACUCGACAGGCUUAGCGUGAACCCUUCUCUCUUCAUGGUGAAGUAUGACGGCUUUGACUGCGUCUAUGGCAUCGAGCUGUUUAAGGACGACAGAGUGUCAAACCUGCAGGUCCUGUCGGAAAAAGUUGUAAACAACAAGAUCAAGAUACCUCCAGGGGCAGAGGAGCUGGUGGGCAAAGCUGUGGAGCAUCUGUUUGAAAAGGAGGAUGGAGAGAAGAACGAGUGGAGAGGCAUGGUCCUCUCUAGAGCUCCAAUCAUGACCAACUGGUAUUAUAUCACUUAUGAAAAGGACCCCGUACUUUAUAUGUACCAGCUGUGGGACGACUAUGCUGACGGAGACCUCAGGAUUCUGCCUGAAGCAGAAAACAAACACCUGUUGCCUGCAGACAGGAAGCCCGGAGAAGAGACGGAGAGCCUGGUGGGGAAACAGGUGGAGUAUGUUACUGACAAGGGUGUGAAGAGGACAGGCUUGGUCAUCUACCAGGUCCCAGCCAAGCCCUCUGUCUACUAUAUCAAAUACGAUGAUGACUUUCAUAUCCACGUCUAUGACCUGGUGAAAACCACCUAGGGAUACUGUAAUGGACACUCUCCAGCCCCCCCUUCCUCCAUCUGCUUCUGUUCCACUCUUUGUUCUAAUCUGUUAUCCAAAGCCAUGCAGGGUUGAAUAGUUAUAUGCUUUAUUGUUCAGAAGAAAGUGCAAUCUGUUUUCCAUAUGCACAGCAGAACUGUAGCACCGCUAUACUUGGCUAUUUCGAGCAGAUGGGAGUUUUCUUCGCUGCUUUACUUUAUACUUUAAGUUUGGACAGUCCAACAUUGCACUGCCCAACAGCGGCAAAGAGCAGUUGUUACUGCAUUUGUAUUGUUGUCCUUGAUAUACUGUACUUGAUCAAUCCUUAAAGUUAUUAUCUUAAUUAAAUCCCAGUAUGACUAAAGAAAGCUGCUCAAAAUGUUCUUUUAAAGACACUUCUCUGUGAAUCAUCUAAACAGCUAGUAAGUAGAGCUGCACGACAUGGGGAAAAAUAUCUAAUUGUGAUUAUUUUAAUUGAUAUUGCAACUCACAAUAACGGAAUAGUCAUUUUUACAUCAUUAUUCUUAUUUUCAUUGUAAAAUAUAAAAACAAACCAUUGUGUGAUUCAUUCAUAGAUCUUUACCAAACAGAUUUUUUUUUUUUUGAAUCUGUAGAACACGACAUCCCUGCAGCACCACAAUACUUAAUUCAAAAUGGAAUUUUGAAUUUUUCUUGCCUUUAACAAAUAUUAGGCAAACCCCCCAAAUCAAUAUUGCUAUUUUGAUAACAUUUUGAUUGUAUAUUUAUUUCUUUUGUGCAGCCUACUAGGAAACAUAUGCAUUUAUUGCAUUACAUGGGCAGAUAAAUUUGUGUAUUGUAUUUAUCUAACCAUAUAUUUUCAAAUGCAGUGUUAGUACUGGAAGGAAGGAAGGAAGGAAUGAAAGCAGAAUUGCAAAAUCACCUGAAUGGGGGCCCUUAUUUACAAAAGCCUUAAAUGAAUACUGCUCAUGUGGAAAUGUACUCCUGCACCUUUGCACCAUAUUUAGCAUUGUAUAAGAUCCUUUGCAGUGGUGACGAAGAUGCAGUUUGCUAAAUUCUUAUUUGAAUUUGAUCCCACACAAAUCAUAAAGUGCCUUCCGGCUUGUCACUUUUGCAAUAUUGUACAUACUGUUUCUCCGACUGUCUACGCUCUUACUGAGUCCUUGCGUAUAAAGGCUGCUUUUCUUUUUGGUUUUCAUUCAGUAGUGGUGACACUGACAGCUUGAAGAACGUUUUGCAACCAUUAGUUUAUAUUAGUGUUGUGUUUUGCUCUUAAUGCAGUCUAAAAAACAUUACACACAUCAUUGGUUGUAUAAGCUUACUGUUGAUCUUGUGGGGAGCACUUUAAUGUAUAAAGUUUACAUGUUUAUGGUACGCUAUAUAGUUUCCCCCAACAUGCUUUUUCCUGAUUAGCAAAUGUGGCAGAAUACAUGCUUUAUAUCAUACGCAUGAAGAUAUAAAAAAAAAACUAAAAAAAAAGUUGCGACCCUCCUCAGAUGAAAGUAUUUAAUAUGUACGUGUGUAAAAUGCGUUGUCAUGUUGCCUGUAGUGGUUACUCUCAUUUAUACAAAUAUCUCAUCAAAACACCACCAGCUUUUAGUGAAAGGGUCAUUUAUUUACAUUAAUUAUAAACUGAAUAUUUAACAUAAGGUAUACUCAACUGACAAACCAGUUUGUUGAAAGUAACUAACUCUGGUUCUAUUCUUUAUAACCGUCUCUUUGUCUUGCAAACACGUAUGCUUGCAGUAUUGGUUUCAUCCCAACUUUGUCACUAGUUGCCAAAUUGGUCUUUGCCUUCUCAGUCUUCUUCGAGUCACUCCGUGUAGCCCUCAGUAAACUAGUCAAAUCGGUAGGUACACCGUUACUUUUAGUUGUCAAAACUCUGCAUGCUUUAUCGGAACAGUGUGUCUGGAGGUAUCCAAACCUUAUUUCAACAGUAGAGAAGUGACAGUGUGGCGGAAUUGGUACCGUUUCUUUAACCCACGGAAAAAAACAAAAAAAC
Molecule: messenger RNA, 2909 nt
Organism: Etheostoma spectabile (orangethroat darter)
Lineage: Eukaryota; Metazoa; Chordata; Actinopteri; Perciformes; Percidae
Product: spindlin-1
Exons: 5
Coding region: 221-928 (235 amino acids)
Biological process (GO): gamete generation
Source: RefSeq, a predicted model, not a curated record